GUCUGCCUGUCGUCUGCUACGAAAACAAACAAGUUCGGACCUGACGCUUGACAGAUAGGGAGUACAGUACGGUUUUGUCACCUUCUUUCGCCAGAACGACCACGACCAUACUUUCAGUUGAUACCAUUUCAUCAUGAAUCGAAAACGGAAGGCAACUGGUGAGGAACCGGUGAUAAAUGCGGGGGCUCGUUUGGAUGGUGGGUCUGCACCCCCUGCGCCCAGUGGUCCACCCCCUUCUGAGAUCACCAGUUUCCGUGGGGACUACCACUUUCUCAGCAAUUUCUACAAGUCCCCUAUCGUGCAGGACGGUAUCGAGUACCCUACCGUAGAGCACGCCUUUCAGGCCGCGAAGUGCCUCGACAGAUCAAGUAAGCUCUCACUUGUUGUCAACAAGAACCCGGUCGUCGUCAAGCGGCUUGGUCGGCGCGUUCAGCUGCGUCCCGACUGGGAGAGUGUCAAGGUUGACCUGAUGCAUGAGAUUCUCUCUCUCAAGUUUGCACCGAACACUGAGUUCGCCACCCUUUUGCUGGCAACGGGUGAGGCCAAGCUGAUUGAGGGCAACAGGUGGCAUGACAACUUUUGGGGAGCUUGUCAGUGCGACAAACACCGUGUCACUACUGGUGCCAACCAUCUGGGUAAGCUGCUCAUGAGAGUGCGGGAUGAACUAAGGUCUUCUACCAAAUCUGGCAAUCGCACUCUCACAAUACCUGAUACAGUGCCAAUCAAAGAAGAGCCAGAUACUUCUCCUGCUACCCUCCCUGCCAAAGAGCAAAUCAAAGAAGAGCCAGAUACUCUUACUGCUACACUCUCUGCCUCAGAUAAAAUCAAAACAGAGCCAGAUACUUCUACUGUUACCCUCCCUGCCACACCUAAAAUCAAAGGAGAGCCAGAUACUUCUUCUGAUACCGAUCUUACCACAGUCCCAACGCCAUCCAAAGAAGAGACAGACUCUGCUGGAACUUCCCUGCCAACCCCUGACAUAGCACCAAGCAAAGAAGAGUCAAAUCAGAAGUCUGUCCGGGUUUGCAAUGGGUUGGACACAUUUGCUCCAUUUCGGUAUGGUUUUAACUUGACUCCUCCACAAGGCGGAACCAAACGUGUCAAACUCAGUGAAGAUUCGGACUGACCCAUUGCUAUGAUACCCCCCUUGCCAUCAUGACAAUCAAAGAGUUACUUAAUGUACAUUUUUUACAGUUUUAUGACAAUAAAAAUGGUCUAUGUUAUCA
Molecule: messenger RNA, 1226 nt
Organism: Frankliniella occidentalis (western flower thrips)
Lineage: Eukaryota; Metazoa; Arthropoda; Insecta; Thysanoptera; Thripidae
Exons: 4
Coding region: 134-1126 (330 amino acids)
Source: RefSeq, a predicted model, not a curated record